Molecule: messenger RNA, 927 nt
Organism: Lichtheimia ornata
Lineage: Eukaryota; Fungi; Mucoromycota; Mucoromycetes; Mucorales; Lichtheimiaceae
Exons: 2
Coding region: 1-927 (308 amino acids)
Source: RefSeq, a predicted model, not a curated record
AUGCAGCAAAUGAAUUCAGCAAGCUUAUUGCAAAUGUCAUCCAAGCAAUUGAAAAACUAUAUCCGAGCAUACAAUCUAUCAGCAAAGGCAGCCAUUGAGAAGGAUGAUCUUGUACGCAUCAUCUUGAAUACCCGACCUAUAUCCAAUGAUAGCGAAAUCUAUUACAGAAAUCAUCGUCAUGAGCAACUUCCAAUAUCACCUCCUCAAGGAAACGACACCGGCAGUAAUGGUGCAUCAUCCACUAUAUCUCAAAUGUUCAAUGAUCUCUUCAGCGGUGGCGGUGGUGGGAGUAGCAGCAGUAACAGUGGUUCAAAUAAUGGACAAAGGGAAGCAGAGCGUCAACGACGUCAACAAGAGGAGAGGAUUCGACAACAACAACGUCAACGACGUAUGGAGGAGGAGAGAAUCCGACAACAACGGGCUCAUGAACAACAUCAACGACGCCAAGAAGAGGAGAGGAUGCGGCAACAACAAGCUCAUGAACAACAACGCCAACGACGUCAAGAAGAGGAAAGGAUCCGACAACAACAACAACAGCAAUCAACGCGUAAAGAAGAUACCGUUUCAGUGGAUGAGAUGAUUUUAUCCAAAAUGGAUCCAAAAACAUUAUCCGUCAAGACACUCAAAGCUAUUUUACGAGCGAAUUUCGUCGAGCAAUCGCAUGCUUUGGAGAAAUCGGAUUUGGUAUCUCGUGUCCAGUGGUUGAUUGAUGAACGACGAAAGGAAUUAUCAGCCAACGACCAAGCACCUGUGAACGAUGAUUCAUUGUGCCGGAUAUGCUGCGACGCUCAACAAAACUGCGUCUUUUUGGAUUGUGGCCAUAUGGUGACAUGUAUGGAUUGCGGAAAACAGCUUGUUUCGAGCAAGAAUGAAUGUCCCAUUUGUCGUGAACCAAUCCUCAAGCUUGUCCAUGUUUUCCGCUCAUGA